CAUUACAGUCUGUCUUCAUGUCACUAGAGUCGUUGUUUGUUGCUGAGCUGCUGGGCUUCACGGGUCUUUCUUUGGGCUCUUCUGUUCUUGGUGCUUUGUGGGAACUUUGCACCCUGCUUCCUGUAGGGCUUCACAAAUAUGUGCUUGCAGGGGUCAUCUCCUCCUAACUGCUAGGUGACUCCAGCUGGACUCAACGCAACUGCAAGAUAGCAACACGGUCAGGCAGCAGAGAGGAGCUCAGCAACAGGACACAACUGGGAAGUGAAAAAUGUCUGGGUCAGCUGGUGAGAAGAACUGGAGGCAAGCACAGGUCAUCACUGGUCCCAGCAGACCGACCACAACAAUCAUACUGCGAGACAUAUACGAUCCAAAGCCUCCACCUUCAAAGGCCCCGGUGAGGAUCCAGCCGCCGUCUCCAAGACCCGCCUCUCUGAGAGAACGAGGUCAGCAGCAAACUCCUUCAGAUGAUCCGUCCCUCCGGAGGAAGAGGGCCCAGUCUCUGUCUUCUGCUUCAGGCAGGAAGAGAGAACCCCGGAGGGUCCAGGUACGCUUUGUGGAUGCGCUGGGUCUUGAUCUGGAGGAGGUGAAAGUCUUCAGACAUCAGGAAGACCCCCUGAUACCCCCACAUGUGAUGUUCAAGCUGCUGAUGAGCUCUGAACUGACUUUUGGAAAGUCACCUGAGCUGAACAUGCCUUACUUCAGAGCCUGUUUCCCAGAACACCCGGGGGCCCUGCCAAACUUCCAGAACCGUCUCUGCUCUCAGAAAGUCUCUCUGGAGCGUGUGACGUGCUCAGACCAAGGCAUAACAGGAACUGUUCAUGUACUUAAUUUAGCCUAUCAGAAAGAGGUCAAAGUGCACUACUCUUUCACCAACUGGAGAACACAAACACACACAACAGCUUUGUGGGUAUCAGGUGGGUACCCUGGCGACUGCAGAGCUCCAGGCACGGAUGUUUUCAGGUUUCGUCUGCCCGUCCCGCCCUUCAUCUUGCAGCCAGGAGCCAUCCUGGAGUUUGCCGUCUGCUACCGUGUGAAUGGAUGGGACUUCUGGGAUAACAACGACGGCAACAAUUACAAACUGGCAUGCCACAGUUACAAGGUGACCGUGCCCAGGGAGUGUGAGGACAGCAUGCUGCAUUUCACCUGACUGGCCACAUGAGGGAGCUAGCUCCUGUUAAUGCAUGUGAGAGGACACGAAUAGCUUCUAUAUGAAUUCUUACUUUGGUUUUCAAAAUGUUGGAAUGUUAUUCAGUUCAUCUGGACGUUUAUCAGUUUGGACUCUUUCUGUAUUUUGUCCCAGACGCAGCGACACAGCAAAUGUUAUCAGCAUGCAACACCUCUAAUACUGUAUUCAUAUACUGAAUAUUUUGCAUUCAGUAUAUGAUUACUAAUAUUAAAUUGAUCAUUCUUAACUACAAGUCAUAAAUUACUUAUUCAUUCUAAACUGCUUUUCACACAGCAGAUUAAUAAAAGAAUAUUAGUUGGAUCUUUUUAGUUACUCAUUGAAAAUUUUGUUCUGCCCUGAGAAAAUAAAGACCUUGAAGAGAAAAUAAGUAUUUGUGAAAGAGAAUCUAAAAGAAAGUUUUUUUUAAAAAUCACAUUGAUCUUUAAAUUAUGUCCUUGCAUUUUUUGUUGUUGCACAAAACAGAAUUCUUACUGGUUGUUAAACGACCAAAUUCUUGUCUCCCACAUUUGUUCUUAAAAUUGAGCAAAUUGGAACAUGAGGGCCACAUGAGGGUCCUCAUGUUCCCUCAUGAGCCAAUUUAUUAAAUUGGCUUAAUAGAAAAAAAAAAGUUUUUUUGCUGAAAUGUUUUGGUUCUAGGAUGAGGUGUUUUGUUUUGUUUUGUUUUGUUUUGUUUUUUUUCCAACCGUAUCAAAAUUGGUGCAUUUCACAAAACUGCAACAGAGACACUUUAUUCACAUCACACCGGUCAUGUGAUCAACAACUGGAUGUUGCUACUGCUGGAAAACACAACAAACACAACAGGAAGUAGUGGUAGGAUUAUUAUUUAUACCACGACAAAACUCAUUCAGUGUGAUUUUAGUUGAGUUUCUUAGACCUGAAGCUGCUCUCCGGUCUUUUAUAUCAUUAUUUGCACCUAUUUGAAUUUGUUGCCUUCAUAAAAGACAUCUGGGCAUCUUCAGUAAGCCUGGGACAGGACCACCGAGCUGUCUUAGGACAGGCGGGACAAAGUGUCGACCUGACCAAGGUUGGGAUGGGUGAUGAUUGGUAAACAGUUUGGUGAGACAAUUAGAAAAUCAGAGGACGUCCAUAUGCCUGUCAGUCUAAGACUGGAUCUGCUCAUCUAGACCUCAUGGAGUUUCAAUCAUCAUGAGGAAGAGCGAUCAGCCCAGAACGACUCGGCAGGACCUGCUAAAAGACCUGAAGAGAACUGGGACUACUGUCUCAAGGGUUUCCAUAGUAACACUGAACUAUCAUGAAUUAAAA
Poeciliopsis prolifica (blackstripe livebearer) is the source of this 2449-nucleotide messenger RNA. It is a transcript of the gene ppp1r3db, whose product is annotated as protein phosphatase 1, regulatory subunit 3Db. The transcript has 2 exons. NCBI's taxonomy places the organism in Eukaryota, Metazoa, Chordata, Actinopteri, Cyprinodontiformes, Poeciliidae. Bases 269 to 1147 code for a protein of 292 amino acids. Gene Ontology annotation, molecular function: glycogen binding; protein phosphatase 1 binding. The record is from RefSeq and is a predicted model, not a curated record. Gene Ontology annotation, biological process: regulation of glycogen biosynthetic process. Gene Ontology annotation, cellular component: protein phosphatase type 1 complex.